Molecule: messenger RNA, 624 nt
Organism: Fulvia fulva
Lineage: Eukaryota; Fungi; Ascomycota; Dothideomycetes; Mycosphaerellales; Mycosphaerellaceae
Product: Glutathione S-transferase-like protein OpS6
Exons: 5
Coding region: 1-624 (207 amino acids)
Source: RefSeq, a predicted model, not a curated record
AUGUCGUCCGUCAAGCCGAUCAAGCUCUAUGGCCAUGCUGCUGGUCCAAAUCCGACGAAGGUUGUUAUCGUCCUCGAAGAGCUGAACAUUCCCGUCAACCCAAACGGUCGUGUGCCAGCGAUCGAGGACCCAAACACUGGUAUCACUCUUUGGGAAUCCGGUGCCAUCGUUGAAUACUUGGUCGAGACCUACGACAAAGAUCAUGCCAUCUCGUAUGGCAGUCCUCCAGAGAAGUGGUCGCAAAAGCAAUGGACGCAUUUCCAGAUGAGCGGCCAAGGUCCAUACUUCGGGCAGUUGGUCUGGUUCAAAUUCUACCAGUCCGAGAAGAAUCUCACGAGCGUGAUCGAUCGCUACAAGACUGAGCUCAGGCGUGUCAUCAGCGUGCUUGACUUGCACCUCUCCAAGACAGGAAAGCCAUAUCUGGUGGGCGACAAGGUGACCUUCGCAGACCUGAUGUUCAUUCCUUGGAACUUGGGCGCGGAGCGGUUCAUGGAUGAUUCAUUCCCAGAAGAAUGGCAGAAGAAAUAUCCAAAGGCAUGGGACUGGCACCAGCGACUGACAUCCCGUGCGAGCGUCAAGAAGGCUCUUGAGAUCCAAGCCAAGGCCAAGGCAGAGGGCAAGUAG